Messenger RNA from Diaporthe citri, 885 nucleotides. RefSeq lists its product as uncharacterized. Gene Ontology annotation, molecular function: protein binding. Bases 1 to 885 code for a protein of 294 amino acids. The record is from RefSeq and is a predicted model, not a curated record. The transcript is spliced from 2 exons. Lineage: Eukaryota; Fungi; Ascomycota; Sordariomycetes; Diaporthales; Diaporthaceae.
AUGCAAGGACUCCUCAUGCCAGCCACAGCCGGCAAGGCAGCACAACAUGAUUGGGCUUACCGACCUCAGCACUCGCCCCUUUUCCAGUACUACGAUCCAGCCACGGACAGCCUCCGAGACAUAACCUAUCCAGACGGCUCCCAACCACGGCGCAUAGACAACUACGUACUAGACCCAGAAGACUGGGGGCACACGAACCGCACUCACAAGAGCAAGCGCAGCGGCAGCCCCGUCACCGGCCCGCCGCACGGGACCAAUACCCGCGCCGCCGUGCUGGCCUACGGGGUAGACGACGAGGAGCCGUGCCUCGUCUGCGGGCGCGAGGGCACGAGGUGCUUCGGCGACAGCUGCGUGAGGCUGUUCCGGCGCCGCAUGGAGAGGGUGGUCCUCGCGGGCGAGCUGCGCAUCGAGAGGGCGGAUAAUACGGGCACUGCCUUGGGGUGUGGGCCGUAUGGCGUCUUCGCGCAGGUCGGGAUCCGCGAGGGGAGUGUCGUGGGCGAGUACCUGGGCCGGCUUCACCCGCCCGACAGGCCAAGAAGGCUUGAAGGGGGGUACUUGUAUGCGUUUGAGCUCGAGGGCAUCGCCACGGUGGAUGCGCGGGAGUGCGGGAGCAUCACUCGCUUCGUCAACCACCGCUGCCAGCCUAAUUUGGACGUCAAGUUCAUCACGUACGGCCGCCGCAAAUGCAUCGCAUUCGCUGCCGGUCGCGACAUCACCCCCGGCGAGCAGGUCUUCAUCCACUACGGCGACGACUACUUCCGCGAGUCCAAACCCUGCCUGUGCGACGUCGUGCCGUACCCUCACGUGCCGCCCAAGGGCAGCGAGCCCCCGUGGAGGGUUCGGAGCGAGGCUGAGCAGCUCGAGUCCCGGCCGAAUGAGGAAUGA